UCGGACAUCUUUUGAUGACCAGGAAGAAGAAUAAGAAUGGCCGAUAAGACCAUUUGCGGAUGUCCGCCUGCACCCACCAUCGUCGCCGCCCAUGCCCUCGCCGUUGCUCAGCCAUAGUCGCCGGCUACUCUCCAGUCAUUCGUUGGCUCUCACAUCCAUCUCCCGCUCCAUCUCCAGGAAUUCCACGGGACGGAACCAGCAAACCCUUGCAUCGUCGGUGACCAGAUCGGGGACGGCGCUUCACUCCGGUAACUUCACCACGGUCCGUCUGAUCCCGGCUGCCGCCGGGGAGGGAAGAUACUUCGUUGUCAGAAAUUUACAUUCCCGAAAGGGCACCAGGAUACCUGCCUCGAUCGACCAUGUCGUCAACUCUGCCCUCUGCACCACGCUAUGUCGCGAUGGAGUGAGGGUGCGCACUGUUGAGCAUCUCCUGUCCGCGCUGGAGGCCUGCGGGGUCGAUAACUGUCGGAUUGAGAUCGAUGGUGGUGAGGAGGUUCCUUUGUUAGAUGGAUCAGCUAAGCAAUGGGUAGAGGCAAUAAAAGAAGCUGGGUUGUAUGUUGCCAAUGAUCACAAUGGGUGCAGUUUGGAAAAAUUAGUACCAAAACUCCAUGAACCACUUUAUCUCUGUCACAGAAAUUCUUUCUUGAUUGCCUUUCCUUCUCCAAAUAUCCACAUCACAUAUGGAAUAGAUUUUUCCAAGAUACCAGCAAUUGCCACCCAGUGGUUUUCUUCUUUCGUUGAUGAAUCUAUAUACUGUGAAGAAAUAGCUUCUGCAAGGACAUUUUGCAUCUAUGAAGAGGUUGAGGGAAUGCGCCAAGCUGGGCUAAUUAAGGGUGGAUCAGUUGAUAAUGCUAUUGUUUGCAGUGCCACUGCUGGUUGGUUAAAUCCACCAUUACGUUUCUCUAAUGAGCCUUGUCGCCAUAAGGUUUUAGAUCUUGUGGGAGACGUCUCACUCUUUGCUCAAAAUGGAAAUCAGGGGCUUCCCAUUGCACACAUAAUUGCCUAUAAGGCUGGCCAUGCCCUGCAUGCUGACUUUGUGCGAUUGCUAUCAAGAUCAUCGACAGCACAAGUGAAAGAUUAGCAACGGAAAUGCUAGCACAGUGAUCCAAAAUCCAUUUUCAUGGAAUAGUUGUUGGUAAGGCCUAGCCAUUUCUGUAGCGUAAAUGCAUUAGCCUGGUGGCAUUGUUUUCAUGUGUUUAUUUGGGGAUUCUUGAAAAAGUUUCACGAAGUUAACAUCUCCUAGGGAAAUCAUGCGUGAGCUAAGAUAGGAUGACGAAUCUCAGCCGAGUGAAACUCCUCCCUGUUUGACUAAUUAAUUGGAGUUGACAAAUUAAUUUAGUGUAUGCUAUUAAUGUUAAUUCUUCUUCAAACACCUUUUGUAAUUUGUAUGAAUGCCAUUUAUACAGCAAUUCGACAUGUGGAUUUUCCCAUUGGAAACUA
Molecule: messenger RNA, 1440 nt
Organism: Zingiber officinale
Lineage: Eukaryota; Viridiplantae; Streptophyta; Magnoliopsida; Zingiberales; Zingiberaceae
Product: probable UDP-3-O-acyl-N-acetylglucosamine deacetylase 1, mitochondrial
Exons: 7
Coding region: 92-1081 (329 amino acids)
Biological process (GO): lipid A biosynthetic process
Source: RefSeq, a predicted model, not a curated record